UCGUUUGAAUAGAGUGCCAGAAAUUCAUGUUAAUGGCGUUCAUAUUUGCCCCUGAUGUCCUCCAAACCCAAUUAAAAAAAAAACAGAAACAGUAGUCAACCUAAGUUCCUACCAUGGCACUGCCUGGCCUCGAGCACCAAACGGGAGUUUACCCACUUAUAUUUACCACUACACCACUGCUAGAUAUCUCUCGUGUUUUGAAACGGAAAUUCGUUUUGCAGUAAUGUGUUUCUUUCUAAACUGCACAGACCUAUGCAGUGAAUGGAAUUGCGAAACAGGUGGGGUUUAUGGAAUUAUUCUGUUAGCUAUUCAGUGAGCUGCAAUGACUUUAAACAUUAACUUUCCAUGUGAAAUAAAUAAAUACAUGUUCAGCUCAGCUUGGAAAUCUGUCACCAACGGUAAAUAAUUGUCUUGUUUACCGCGCCCCACACACGAAGUACCAAGAAGCAACCGCAACUUUGAAUCUAUGGUGUUGUAAAACAAACAAAUAAAUAAAUAAAUACAAAUACAAUAUUUAUAUCUGCCGUAACAAGCAAGGAAAGGCCGUAGCACAAAAACGGGGUUCCAGUGAUUAUGUUUUUCUUCACCAGAUUUGGAGUUGUGAAGUUUUGACGGUCCCUAAACUGGUGGUGAAGGCACUAAACAGAAAUGGGGUCUUUCAAUGGAUCCAAGUAUGUGUAUUUCAUCUUGUUGGGAGAGUUGCAAGAGGUGCAAUGGGUGGGCAGCCCAGGGAAUAUAUGCUGCAUUGAAGAAAAUAUGUAUACAGACACGUUUUCUGAUUCCAAAACCCCCCAAAAGUUACCCAUCAAGUUUAUUAAUGGAUAUCGCACUUUUGAUGUGGAUGUGGAUUUACUGCAGCCCCUCAAAGAGAAGGAAUUGGGUCUCCUGAAUUCCAUUGAACACCCCCCAGAUCGUCUGAAAUGUUUCUUGGAAAGAGAGCAGCUGGACUUCGCCUUGUCCCUGGAGACUGACAAGCAGGUCUCAGUGGAGAUCAAUUCAGAGUGGUGCCAGGGUGUGGUCAGGUACAUUGGGAAAAUAAUGGAUCCAAUUACCCGUCCCUCGUACUAUAUCCCCCCCAUAUAUUUUGGGAUAGAAUUACAGGGUAAAGAUGAGGGAAAAGGGAGAACUGAUGGAUCAUACUAUGGAACAUGUCACUUUACAUGCAAAUACAACUGUGGUAUCUUCGUGACCUUAACUAAGCUGAGAGCAGUCACUCAGCAGCCCAGGAGUGCCCCAGACACAGAGGGGUCAGCAGGGGAUGAGCCGGUGAACCCUGGGGAUCAGGUCCACUUCUUCAUCGAUGAGACCAUUAAACAGGGCCUGGUAAUCGGCCUGCAGAAAAAGGAUGCCAAGACAUACGCCAUGAUUGCCACAGAUGGGGAGCAGGGCAACACUAAUCUGACCCUGCCACUGGAGUGUGUGAUCAAGGAUGAGCUGCUGUCUCCAGCUGCUGAUUCAAACACUGGCACCAGGAUGGACUGGGAGGCUCCUUCGAAGAGCAGCCAGAGGCAGAGUGGUGGAGAGUGGAAGUCCCAGCUUGUGCAGAACUCCGUGGUGGAAGUGAGUCUGGAGGCAGAGAGGCUCAUGUACGGCACUAUCCGCUGGAUUGGAAUGCUGCCUGAGAGAGAGGGCCUGUUCGCCGGGCUGGAGCUGGAGGAAGACAAGGGGGUCUCUGAUGGGUCCUUCAAGGGUCUUCGGAAGUUUUUCUGCCCCCCGAAGAGGGGUCUGUUUGUGAAGCUGCAGUCCUGCCAUCCUGACUCUCGCUUCCAGUCCAGCCCUGACCAGAGGGAGAUGGCCACAAGGCUGCUGACAGAGGGAAAGGAGGGCGGCAGAGCCAUCACUGGGGCUGUGCCUCCCCUGGAUGGAGACAGGGCUGUCCAGGUCUUGAAAGGGAAGAUGAGGGGGAUCCAGGGACACUGCAACUCCUGCUACAUGGACUCUGCUCUCUUCAGUCUGUUCUCGUGCUCCUCCGUGCUGGACUCCAUGCUGUUCAAGAGCCCUGGAAGUCGAGAUGCUGACAUUCAGAACACCUUACGAGAGGAGAUCGUCAACCCGCUGAGAACAAAGGGUUUUGUGGCAGCACACAGUGUGAUGAAACUGAGGAAACAGCUGAAAGAAGGAGGCCACUGCGCCAGCUUCACCACAGAUGAGAAAGACCCUGAGGAAUUCCUGAGUCUCAUAAUGCAUCACAUCCUAAAGGUGGACCCACUACUCAAGUUACAGUCUGUAGGGCAGAAGGAGCAGGAGGCGUACUGCUACCAGAUCUUCAUAGACCAGAGCAACAGCCUCGUCCUGCCCACUGUGCAGCAGCUCCUCGAGUACUCCUUCCACAACUCCAGCCUCAGGCUGGCAGAGGUGCCCUCCUGCCUGGUCCUGCAGAUGCCUCGCUUUGGGAAGAAGUUCAAGCUGUUUGAGAAGAUCAUGCCGUCUCUGGAGCUGGACCUCACUGACCUGCUCUGCAACAGUCCCAGGGAGUGUAUUCUGUGCGGUGGCCUCGCUUCUCAGGAGUGCGUGGAUUGCUUUACAGACCAGACCUUCUCCAACACCGGCUUCAAGCAGUUCUGUGACAAGUGCUCUGAACAGGUUCACUCUCACCCCCGGCGGCGGGACCACAAGCUCCCCAGACUGUCCCUGCCGGAGGGGUUCCGCGGGGGGAACGGGGCAGCGAAGUGGAGGGUCCCCAGAGAGAAGCUGGAACUCUUCGCUGUGCUGUGUAUAGAGACCAGUCACUACGUCUCCUUCGUCAGAUACGGACCACAGAAAGACGACUGGAUCUUCUUCGACAGCAUGGCGGACCGGCACGGUGACCAGGAUGGCUAUAACAUUCCCACGGUGACCCUGUGCCCGGAGGUGGGCAGGUAUCUGGACAUGCCCCUCACGGAGCUAGCAGGGCAGACACCACGGGACAUGGAGGGCGUCGCCAAGCGGCUCUUCUGCGACGCCUACAUGUACCUGUAUCAGAGCAAGAGGAUGGAGCUGUAUAAAUAACAGGGAGAGAGGGAGGCUGCUCGGCACGGCACAGUACAGCACAGCACAGCACAGUAUGGCAUCAAACAGGUCAAAUAUCUGCAGCAAGGAAACCAGAUUAUUCUAACCUUCAAAUUACAGAAAUGUUACACAGUGUGUGUUUCUUUUUUUAAAUUUAAGAUAGUUUGAUAUCUCAUCUGUUCUGCAGGACCCUAUUAUUAGACAUACUACCCCACCCUGGUUAUAAAUUGAAUGGGGGACCUUUCGGUAUAAAACACUCUUUAGUCAGUUAUCAUUUGGUAGUAUUUUCUGUUCUGCUGGAAGAGUUAAGUAAUACGAACAUAAGAACAUUUACGGACGGGAGGAGGCCAUUCGACCCAUCUAAGCUCAUCCAGUUCAAACAAACAGAGAAAAUGAAAUUUGGCGCUUCUUGCUUAUUUUAAAUAAAGAAGUUGGCAUUCCCAUAAAUGAUGAAAGUCAAGGAAUGGCCGGAAUCUAGAAAUGUAAUCAUUUAUUUAAAAAGCUGCAUUCCCCCAGUAUGAACCCCUCACAGUGCAUUUCAUUUUUCUUUCAUACUGACCCCCAUAAUGUUUGCUGUCAUGCUUAGUGUUUCUAUUGCAAUUACUUAAAUGCUGUGUUUUUUUUUAUUUUUGUAUUUUACUUUUUGAUAAGCCUGGGGCCAAGAACUGCUCUUCAGUUCUCUAGGUUUACCUUUCAGUUGAGUUGAGUAAUUGUGUGUAUAUACAUAUACAUUAUAUCCAUAGUCCUAGAGAUGGAGUGCUUAAAAUCCUCAUAGAAUACUGUAGGGUAGGAUGCUGUGCAGUACGCAAGCUAUGGCCAUGUCUGGGCCACAAUUCAGCUUUCUGGACACUCUGGGACCUACUUUCAAAGACUUUUGAAAACAAGUAUCAGACAUGUAAGUCAUGUAAUCGAAGCUCCCUUAAGCUCUGUGAGGUCGUUUGUUUCUCAGUUUUGUACAUUACUGUUGAUUUUUGUAUCUUAAAAAAAAAAAAAGAGUUAAUUAAAGACUACAGUAAAUGCUUUGAAAAUACGGUCCUCUCCUUUAGUGGUGCGGACCAGGUUGUAUUGAGCACCCUAGUAACUCAUUUAUACUGGAGAUGAAGAUAAAACUUUCAUCUGUAUAUUUGUUUAAUGAUCAGCAUGCUUUUCAUUCCAGUAUAAGUGAAUGUGCAAAGAAAGUAAAAAAGAUCAACAAUAUCCUGUUUGUAAAGUUUAGUGCCGGUCUAAAUUGCUAUACUGUAUUUUUGAUCUUUGCUCUUUAAUUGUGCUGCACAUUAACUGAUUUCAUGCUUGAGUGGCGUCCUGGUAAAAGCUGAUAUCCCAUAAUUUCAGAUUCACAGAAUUUCUCUUAAUACUUUACCAUAAAAAAAAAAAAAACUGUUUUCUGGAAAAUGAGAAGAAGUGGAACAACUUGAUAACUCACAAAGAUUUCCAUUUUCAGGAAACGGUUUUAGAAAGUGGUUAGUAAGAGGUCACAAGGAUAUGAAAUUGUUUUUCCAAUUCUCGCUGUGCAAUACUAACUGGCAGUAAGCUUAUUGCUCAUUGGAGUCGCUCUUUCAGGCGCUCAUUAAUACCAGAAUAUUAUAUUGGUUGACCAGGUGGUCCCAGGGAACAGGCUAGACGGGGUUUCAGUGCCCCCCUGGAGCUGUAUCUCCAAUGCAGCCUGGUCACAUGUUUGCACUGAUACUUUUAGACUUGCCUGUGGACAGUGUAUUUCUUUUUUAAUGACUCAUUUUGAAAAUGUUUACUCAACUGGGGGGUGACAGAAAGGAACAGUGGCAAGCAGACUCAGUACUUUAUCCUAGUUGUUAAAUCUGCUCAGGCAAUUGCACUGAAUAUUUUGUAAAGCUGUGUUAAGACAGUCUAUCUGAUUUUAGAACAAUAUAUAUAUAUAUUAUUUAUGUUAAAAAUCUAUCGAUGCAUUUCUCUAAUAUUAAAUGGGGUAUUGUAUAUUCGGGGGCCACGGCCGACUAAAGUCACUUCAGAGGGGUCCCAGUUAGAAAAAGUUUGAGAGCCUCUGCUCUAACCUAUUUGGAGUUUUUAAUUGUUUUUAAGAUAAUGUUGGAUUUCCAAAAAACUUUUUAAAGCCCAAAUGUACAAGCAGUAGCGAGCAUUCCGAAGCACCUGUCUGAUGUACGAGGAGAUAAACAUUCCAAAAUCUAGUGAUCGACGAGGCCUGCCGAGUGCUUUAUUUUAGAGUUUGGAAUGUUUACCUCCGAGUUCACUGCACUGAAAAACAAAAUAUGAUUAUAUUCUGGUUAUUUUGUUUGCUUAUUUAGGAUGUGUGUUGUAUAAAUAUAUCAGCUUUAUAAAGCAGUGGUAUUAUGUUAUGACACAUAGCUGGUAAUUUAAACUAGUCGGUAAAGGGAUUCUUACAAGUAGCCUCGUCCUUAAAAAAAAAAAAAAUGCAGAUCACUGUAGAAAUUGUUUUCAAUUUUCAUAUAGCUUUCCUGUAGAUCACUCUCUUGUUUAAGUGUCUAUUUAUUUAUUUCUUUCAUUUUAUACAGAUGUGUAAAACUGGCAGUACAUUUAUGUCAUUUUCUGUUGAUUUCUAUAAAUAUUAUUAUUAUUAUUUGUUCAUUUAGCAGGCGCCUUUAUCCAAGGCGACUUACAGAGACUAGGGUGUGUGAACUAUGCAUCAGCUGCAGAGUCACUUACAGUUACGUCUCACCCGAAAGACGGAGCACAAGGAGGUUAAGUGACUUGCUCAGGGUCACACAAUGAGUCAGUGGCUGAGGUGGGAUUUGAACCAGGGACCUCCGGUUACAAGCCCUUUUCUUUAACCACUGAACCACACAGGUAUAUAAAGGUAUAUAGAGCUAUGAAUUGUUUAUUUUUACUAUUUCAUAGUUCCUGUUGAAUCUGAUAUUAAAAAUACGUUUUUCUACCGUCUAUACUUGGUUAUUGAUAAGUGGGUUAAUGGCUUAAACCUGGACAAGUUCUUUGCACAGAUGGCAACCGAUUGAUGACCUCAACACUGGACCAUAGUAUGUCUAUUUGUAUUUGAAAGUGAUCUGUAUCAUGUAUGAUUAAACUUAGUCCACAUUGCCUGACCUUUAACAUUUACUCUUGUGAGACCCACAACUGUCCAACACACAGCAGUCUGUCUGAACGCUGAGGAUGUGAAUGUACAGGUUUGUGCACUUUGCUUGUACUGUGAUCUGGUGCUAGCGCUUCUCGGGUGUCUUUUUAUGAAAAGUGGGAAUAAAAUAAAGACUUUAAAA
Molecule: messenger RNA, 6212 nt
Organism: Acipenser ruthenus (sterlet)
Lineage: Eukaryota; Metazoa; Chordata; Actinopteri; Acipenseriformes; Acipenseridae
Gene: cyldl
Product: cylindromatosis (turban tumor syndrome), like
Exons: 15
Coding region: 649-2988 (779 amino acids)
Biological process (GO): protein K63-linked deubiquitination
Cellular component (GO): cytosol
Molecular function (GO): K63-linked deubiquitinase activity; cysteine-type deubiquitinase activity
Source: RefSeq, a predicted model, not a curated record